Molecule: messenger RNA, 435 nt
Organism: Macrosiphum euphorbiae (potato aphid)
Lineage: Eukaryota; Metazoa; Arthropoda; Insecta; Hemiptera; Aphididae
Source: the annotation of a GenBank genome assembly
AUGCUUUCAAAAAAAAAAAUAUGUUUAUGGAUAAAUUAUAUUUAUAAUGAAAACUUCGAAAUGUUUUCAUGUUUUUCAGAACUUAUUGCUGACAAUGAAAUAUUUGAUAUUAAAAAAAUAAAAGACAUAAUAUUACUUCAUCUCGAAAAUUUUAAAAACCAUUUUAACACACGGUUUGAAAAGUUUCCAGAAAAAAAGUUGGGAUGGAUAAGAAAUCCAUUUUCUAUUAAUAUAAAUGAAAUGAAUUCUGAAUUAACUUUAGUUAUGAACGAGGAAUUAAUUGAGUUAUCUGCCGAUGAAAAUCUGCGUAUAAAAUUUAAUGAAACUACAAGUGAUAAAUUUUGGAUUUCUAUAAAAUCAGAAUACCCAAAAUUGUCAAAAGUAGCUGUAUCAACACUUCUGCCAUUUGCAACCACUUACCUUUGUGAAAGGUAA